AGGCGAGUGGAGUGCGCCAGUGUCUCUUGACGAUGGCUGCGACCUGCGAGUGCUACGCCCAGCACAUGCGAGACGACAUUGCAGAAAACCUCUACCACCUGCCCUAUGUCAUGCCCCGGCGAAUAGCUGUCAUUGGAGAUGAAGUCUACUUCACACUUCGGUCCGCUCACAAAAUCGUCAAGUACAACCUGCCAAACAACUGCCUAUCCAUGAUUAACCCGCCGCCACACACUAGGAGCCCAAUUGCUCUCAUGGUGAUGGAGGACAGUUCGCUGGGGUUUGCCUGCACUGAGAGUUCUACUCUUUAUCUGUGGUCAAGGAAGGUGAAUUCAGAAGCAGCUGCUGAAUGGGUAAAAUGCAGGAGCAUCGAGCUGGAGACAAUUGUGCCCGUCGUGGAUCCAGAUUACCAACCAUUUGUGGUUGGUUCCGCAGAGGGUGUGGGUGUCAUCUUCAUCAACACAGAUGCUGGCUUAUUCACUCUAGAGCUCAAGUCAGGGCGAGUCAGGAAGGUUGACGAGCCCGCACACUACUUUAGCGUCCUGCCCUACAUGAGCUUCUACACUCCAGAUCGUGGCAUAUUGUUGGCGCUAUCGAAGACCCACUGAUCUCUGAUGUGCCGCUCAAUAGUGAUGAAUUGCAAAUGGGCAAACCCAUCAUCUUUAGUCUGCUGCCGUCGGCUUCUUCCAAGCUACUAAUACCAGGUUGUGUUUUGUUUCUGUUGAGGAGUUUAAGCAUGAAGGGUGGAAGUCAAUUGUUAUGCAGUUUAAGCGUGAAUCGUGCAAGCUACCAUGUU
This is a messenger RNA of Triticum aestivum (bread wheat), 793 nucleotides long. RefSeq lists its product as uncharacterized. Lineage: Eukaryota; Viridiplantae; Streptophyta; Magnoliopsida; Poales; Poaceae. The transcript has 2 exons. The record is from RefSeq and is a predicted model, not a curated record. Bases 33 to 605 code for a protein of 190 amino acids.